UUAGGGUCCUGGAAAUGCAGACUCCUGUGCUGCAGCUUGCGUAACCACGCCAAACGACGUUUACGCGAUAACGUCACGGAUCAGGAAGGACAGUUUUUUGACGGCAGGACGAAGAAUAUCCGAAUAUCUGUGUUCACUAAAAAUAACCAAAACUCUCCAUCUAAGGCACUGACACUCUCUGGCAGACAUGUCAUACGGCAAAUCAGAGAGCUACCGCCCCGUCCCCCGGGACUUCAACACCCUCAUACAGACAUGUAGCUCCAACAUCCAGAAGAUCACACAGAACACUGCUCAGAUCAAGAGCAUGGUGAACCAGCUGGGGACCAGUCAGGACACCAGUGAACUCCAGGACCGUCUACAGCAGAUACAACAUUACACCAACCAACUGGCAAAAGAAACUAACAAGCACCUGAAAGAGUUGGGAUCAAUCCCGUUGUCCAUAUCGCCCUCAGAGCAAAGGCAGCAGAAGAUCCAGAGGGACCGGCUGAUGAAUGACUUCUCAUCCGCUCUCAACAACUUCCAAGCAGUCCAGCGGCGUGCAGCGGAGAAGGAGAAGGAGUCGGUUGCCAGAGCGAGAGCUGGAUCCCGCCUUUCAACUGAAGACAGUUCUCGGGAUGAGAAGCUUGUUUCCUUCGAUAACCAGGAGGACUGGGGCCAGAUGAGUGCCCAGGCAGAGGAGGUGGCCAUCACAGAGGAGGAUCUGGAGCUCAUCAAGGAGAGAGAAACCAACAUAAGACAACUGGAGUCUGACAUUUUGGAUGUAAACCAGAUCUUCAAGGACCUGGCAGUGAUGAUCCACGAUCAGGGAGAGAUGAUUGAUAGCAUCGAGGCCAACGUGGAGAAUGCUGAAGUUCAUGUAGAGCGAGGAACGGAGCAGCUCCAGAGAGCCGUCUACUACCAGCAAAAGUCCCGGAAGAAGAUGUGUAUCCUGGCUCUGGUUUGUUCCAUCGUGCUCGUCAUUCUGGGCAUCAUCAUCUGGCAAGCUACAAAGUGAGGUGACUCUGCACAACCCAUAUGUCCCAUCCAUAUUUUACUCUGCCCUUCCCACAUGCAAGUACCUGCUUGGAAUCACGAGAAUAAGAAGAAGAUGAAGAAGAAGAGGCUUCAGGGUUAGAUCUGUGCAGAGUGGGUCCAUGUGGAACACACUAAAUCAAAACUGAUCAAGCCUGUUUUUGUUAUUUAAAGUGAGAUGAAGGACCAGGGUGAUGUAGGGGAGCGACCAUUCAUUUCUUGUCUAAUUUACUGCACUAAUACUAUCUGUCACUGUAUUUCAGAACAGGCUACAUGAAUAAAGAAAGCCAAGGCCUGUCAAAGUUAAGUGAUCUGGUUUGAAGGGGGCGUCAUGUUUUUGUUACUCGUUGUGACAUCUUCUGAUGUAAAGUGUGUGCCAAGGCUGGCUGACUUGGGUGACUCCUGGUGGUUGUAAUAUACAUGUUGUAAAAUGAAAUCUCAAACAGAUUACCAAUAUGACUCCAAUCCAUGUCUGUAAAUAUUACAAAGUGAUGCAUUAUAUAAGAACUUUAUGGAUCAUAAAUAAUGUCCAGUCUUCAAACAAACCAUUUUUAAACUGAUUGCUCUGACUCUUGACAGUAUGCAUAAUAAAUGUCUUAAACCC
Etheostoma cragini (Arkansas darter) is the source of this 1615-nucleotide messenger RNA. RefSeq names its product syntaxin 12 (gene stx12). The coding region runs from base 188 to 994 and encodes 268 amino acids. The transcript has 10 exons. The record is from RefSeq and is a predicted model, not a curated record. Gene Ontology annotation, molecular function: SNAP receptor activity; SNARE binding. Gene Ontology annotation, biological process: intracellular protein transport; vesicle-mediated transport; vesicle fusion. Gene Ontology annotation, cellular component: endomembrane system; synaptic vesicle membrane; SNARE complex. NCBI's taxonomy places the organism in Eukaryota, Metazoa, Chordata, Actinopteri, Perciformes, Percidae.